CGAUCAUGUGAUCAGCUGUGUCCAAUCACAGCUGAUCACUGAUCAUCAGUGUGCCCUGAUGAUCAGUGUGGCCCCAGAAGUGCCACCUGUCAGUGCUCAUCAGUGCCACGUGCCAGUGCCCAUCAGUGCCACAUCAAUGCCACAAAGCAGUGCAUACCAGUGCCCAUCUGAGCUGCCUUUCAAUGUCACCCAUCAGUGCCAGUCAGUGCCACCUAUCAAUGCCAAUCAGUGCCACCUAUCAGUGCUGCCAAUCAGUGCCACCUAUCAGUGCCAGUCAGUGUCGCCUAUCAGUGCGCAUCAGUGCAAGUCAGUGCCGCCUAUC
Molecule: messenger RNA, 322 nt
Organism: Staurois parvus
Lineage: Eukaryota; Metazoa; Chordata; Amphibia; Anura; Ranidae
Source: the annotation of a GenBank genome assembly